Paramacrobiotus metropolitanus is the source of this 3252-nucleotide messenger RNA. RefSeq names its product mitotic spindle assembly checkpoint protein MAD1-like. Bases 549 to 3071 code for a protein of 840 amino acids. Gene Ontology annotation, cellular component: mitotic spindle; nuclear envelope; kinetochore. Lineage: Eukaryota; Metazoa; Tardigrada; Eutardigrada; Parachela; Macrobiotidae. Gene Ontology annotation, biological process: mitotic spindle assembly checkpoint signaling; attachment of mitotic spindle microtubules to kinetochore. The record is from RefSeq and is a predicted model, not a curated record. The transcript is spliced from 10 exons.
GUCUGCUUGUAUACACUGCAAGUGGCUGAUAGGUAAAAUAAAUAAAAAAAUAAUUUGAUUUCUGAUUGAUCUUUAUCGCGACCGAUCGCGCUUAAUUUGCGCCAUACCCAUCGGAGAAUAUUCGGAUUAUUACUGCAUAAUAUAAUUAUAUCAUGUAUCCCGUGCAUCUUCACUGGCCCGAAGUGAAGCACGCUGCAUCAGCUACAAACCCGACUUCAACUCUUCGCGUCGCAGUGGCAAUCUGGAAUCUUUGGUUCUUUGACUACCAGACCUACGGCGGUUUCCGUCAGGAUUAUGUUAUGCUCGUAAUAAUGUACAAAUCAUAAAAGAAGGAGCGUUGUCUUGGUCCUUGAGGCCGGCGACUCUGAUCAACAGCGCAACUGCAACCGCCUUGUUCGGCAGCAGCGGUUCUAUCGUCAUCGAUCAUUCGCUAACCAAAAGCUGCAAGUGCAGACAGAGUGUGGCUGAUUAUUAUUUAUCCGUAAUCAGUGUAGUGUGGAGUGUACUGUAGUACGAAUUUUCAUUCAUUCUGCUGAAUAAUUUUUGCGAUGUCUUCCUCCGAAAAUUCCCUAUCUCAUCGCCGUCCCCCUUCCAGCUUGAUCACCGCAUCCUAUCCUCCCUUGUCCUCCCAUCCUCCGCCGCGGCCCACCCGCGAGUAUUCUUUUCCCUCCGCUGCUGCCCCUGGCAGUCAGCACCCCGGGGCCGCUCGUCCCUCGUUAAUCAGCGCCAGCACCCCGCUGCGCCCGGGGGAGAAACGGCGCGGGGUGCGUCCCCCGACUGUUAAUCCCAAUUUCAACCAGCCCCGCGGCCGUCUGACGUUCAACGCGGAGAGUGUGGAGAAUGGGAAGGGCGAGCAGCGGAAAACGGCGCAGGAGACCCCCGCCAGUGAGGCAGGCGCGGGGAGCCUGCGCGAGACGCUGCGCAAGAAGUCCGCAGUUAAAUCCCCCGAACGAGUGUUGGCCACGUUUCGCAGGCUGGAUGGGGCGCCCAUUGGCGAGGGGAAGAGUUGGGAUGAGAAUCUGCGAGGUGAAAAUGUCGAUUCUACAACGAAGAAACGACGACUGGAUUCUAGUGGCGAAUUGAGCCUGAAUUCGUCGCUCUCGCCUGGAAAAACCACGGAUUUGAUUAAGCUGGAGAAGGAAAUCACUCGUGUUACAUUCGAGCGCGAUUUAUUGAAGGAAGAAGUCAGUUUGGAACGAUUGCGGACGGAGGAGAAACUGCGCAAACACAAGCAAGACGAAGACGCUGCCAUGGCCAAAGCCGGGGAAAUGUGGUCGCAGGCGGAGAAGAUUCUGCAGGAGAACGACCGGCUGCGCGAGAAGAUGGACAAGGCGGAAACGGAGGGAAUCGCCAUGCGGAAGCAGUACGAAGAGCAGAUUGCCCACAUCAAAAUGGAGCACAUGACGCGCACGCAACAGCUCGACCGGGGUCUGCGCGAAGCGCGCAGCGAGAAUCUGCUGCUCAACGAGCGCUUCAAAACUGCAUCAAGAGAGCGCCAUGUCGCUGUGGAGGAAAAUCAUCUCCUGAAAACCAAACUGGACAAAUUGAAUCCGUUAGUGAGCGAACUGCGAGAAGUGCGCAAGGAAAACCAGAAUCUCACGGCACACCUGCAGGCAAAAGAUGGGCAAAUCGCCGACCUGACGAAUGCUAAUGCGCUGCUGGCCAACUUGCCGGAAGAGCUGAAACAGUACCGUGAACUGCAGAUUAAAGUGCCGCUGCUGGAGAAGGAAAAUCAGAAGUUGAGAGAACGAGCCGCACUUGCCCGUGCGAACGAGGAUAAAAUCCAGACCCUGGAAGAGUCCAUUAAACGCUACGAAACACGGCAGUGCCGUUUCUACGAUUUGGAGUUGGAAAACGAGCAGCUGAAGGCGCAGAUUGAAGAGUUUGAAUCCGCUGACUUGGCACAGUCUCCGUCCAAAAAGCCGCGCGGCAUUCAGCACUUACUGGAUCGGAUUGGUGAGAUGGAAUUGCGUGAGAAGAAGCUGGGUGAUGAUGUCGCCAGCCGGAACCAAAAGAUCGGUGAAAUGGCCGACCGUUGUCGUGAUCUCGAAGAGCGAAUUGUGGAGGUCAAAUCCCAGCUGGAAUUGUCGGAGAAGUCGAAGCAGAUGCAGGAAAGCCGGGCGCAGGAUUUGUCAAACAAGCUGGCUGCCGUUUCGACAGAGCGCGAUACUUUUAAAUUGAUCAAAGAAACCAUGGACCAGUCAUCGAGCCGCCGCGGUGAUCCGUCCAUCAUGGCGAAACUGCGCGAUCUGGAAGAGCGGGCCACACGCAGCCAGACCCUGGCCGAUAAUUUUGAGCAGAUGUAUAACCGGACAUCUUCGUCGGAAUCCCAAUUAAAAACCAGCUUGGAGGAUCUUCAGCGUCGCUACGAAGCGGAGACGGUGCGGGCGCACGAACAGCUGCAGAAGCUGACGGAGGAGAACGAGGAACUGCGGACGGUCAAGGAGGAGCUGGAGGAGCGGCUGGGCGAGUGGACGCUGCGGAUGCUGCGUGGGGAAUACGAUCCCACGCGGACGGACGUCGUGGUGGUCGGGGAGAGUCCGUUGGAAGCGGCGCAGAAGGAGUUCUUGGCGGAGGCGGGGAAGGUGUUGGAGGAGAAUAAACUGCGGCAGGAGAAACUCAACCAGGUGAAGAUGGGCGGCGGGUACAGUGGGGAUGUAACGGUAAAUGCCGAAGAGUUCCUGCGCGGUCCCGGCGAACAGCUGGAAGAAUUGAAGAAGCAGUUGGAGAAAGCGGAAAAGCAACGUAACCAGGACACGACUUUCUUCAAGAAGUCCAUCCAGAGUUUCCGGCACGUGUGCCGCGACCUGCUGGGUUGGAACAUCCGCUACGACGGCAACAAGAUCGUCUUCCGCGUGGCCGACGCACCGGCUAACGAGACGAUCGUCUUCGAGCGGGAGGACGAGAACAAGCCGUGGGAACUGCGCAGCAACGACUACACCACGGCCAACCAGGUCUUCGUCAACGAGUUCCUCACCAGCCACCAGAGUCCCCCGGGAUUCUUCGCCCGCAUCAUCCUCAAGAUCCUCUCCGAGCGCACGCUGAUUUGCAUGGACUCCCCCACUCCGUAAAGGCGUGGCUGAUUUUUUGUCAUUUUUAGAUAAAGCCAUUUCCGUAACAUUUUGUUGUUUAUUUUUAAGGAUUUUGUAUCGGCCUGUUAUGCAGUAUUUUGUCGGAGUGAUGCGUUUUACAUGGGAAUGAAUACCUGCGUUUGAAAAACUGAAAUAAAUGCUUUUACUGAAGUCAUCACAA